AGGAGGAGCGUCAGUUUACGUUGUCAAGAGCGAUCUUGAUAGAAGGAGAGGAUGAAGUGAAGAAAGAGCGAUGAACUUGUCUACAGCAGGAGCAUGCCUUAGGUUCCUCCUCCUCCUCCUCCUCCUCUCCCCCGCCUUGAGUGUAUACGUCGGCCCGGCCCUCAAGUCGCAAUGGCAGGAUCCAUACAGAGGAAGAGACCACGUGUUUCACAUGCAGCUGGAAGUCAGCGGGAUCGAGUUAGACCACCUCCUCCUCUCCUCCAACUACACUCAGAUGGACCUCUACGUCCUCUUCUACGUCCCUUCCAACCCGCUCGCUAAGACCCUCCUCCCCGUCUGGAAGCAAGUCUGGGAGCGCUUCGCUCCCAUCCCGCGCGUCGACGUCCUCCAGGUCGAUUGCAGCGGAGUGGGAGGAAUAUCGUGCAAGGACCGCAACGUGGUCGACAUCCCUUCGAUCCAGAGGUUCCCUGCAGGCUCGCCCCACGGGUUCUUCUACAGGGGCAGUGUUGAUCUCUUUGCGCUGGAGGAAUGGAUUAUAGAUGCCUCCAACCUUGAAAAAGAGAUGAAGCCUCGAGACGUCCAGCCAGUGUCUGGUUGCGUUGCCUUCCGACAGACGUCAGGGUGUGACCCGGAGGGAGGGCGCGAGCCUCACAAAGACAAGCCGUGCGACCACGAGGUGACGACGAUGGCGGGGGCCAUGCACGAGUCUCAUCCUCCUCCUCCCCGGCAGAUCCCCAGCGGCAUGUCAGGAUACUGCGAGUGCGGGGAAGGCGACCAUAGGAUGAAAGUCCGCUGCCGGCACCAGCCCUUCCGCUGCGAUGAAGUAUGUGUCAAGGUGCCGGGCUGCGUGGCAUGGCGGCAGACUGGAAGUUGUGUACCCGAUGGCCCCAGAGAGCCGCAGAAUGACAAGCAUUGCCGUCGCGCCCUCAUGGCCGGGGUGUCUGGAUACUGCGAAUGCGAAGGAGGGAGGAAGGUUGCGUUGGUGAGAGAAUAA
Messenger RNA from Guillardia theta CCMP2712, 994 nucleotides. RefSeq lists its product as hypothetical. The coding region runs from base 71 to 994 and encodes 307 amino acids. Gene Ontology annotation, biological process: mannan biosynthetic process. The record is from RefSeq and is a predicted model, not a curated record. The transcript is spliced from 7 exons. Gene Ontology annotation, molecular function: alpha-1,2-mannosyltransferase activity. NCBI's taxonomy places the organism in Eukaryota, Cryptophyceae, Pyrenomonadales, Geminigeraceae. Gene Ontology annotation, cellular component: Golgi apparatus.